Molecule: messenger RNA, 6080 nt
Organism: Cervus elaphus (red deer)
Lineage: Eukaryota; Metazoa; Chordata; Mammalia; Artiodactyla; Cervidae
Gene: CLIC5
Product: chloride intracellular channel 5
Exons: 6
Coding region: 149-1462 (437 amino acids)
Source: RefSeq, a predicted model, not a curated record
UUAGAGACCUGUCAUUGAUAGCUGUGGCUGGUUGCUGUGUUUCAAAAGCCUGUUGAUUCCUCUGCUAGAGGUGCAGUAUCCUCUAGCCCUUUCCUCAUCUCAGACCUACUUGGGUCUGCUUGCGAAAGGAUCUAUCAGAUCAAUAAACAUGAAUGACAAAAACUACAGCACCAUCAUCUACAACAGAGUCCAAACAGAGAGGGUGUACGAGAAUUCAGACCCAGAAGAAAACGGAGGUCCCCUCUACGAUGAAGUCCAUGAAGAUGUGAGGAGGGGAGACAACUUAUAUGUCAAUGAGCUGGAAAACCACAAAUAUGACUCUGUGGCCGUGUACACUGUUGGGCAUCAGGGGAGAACCUCGGCCUCUUUACAGCCAGAAACAGGAGAAUACGUCCUGCCUGAUGAAACAUGUUCUAAGGCUCAGGACCCCCACCCAGGGGAACCCACGGAGGAUAAGGACAUCUCCUUGGAAGAAUUGUUCUCACCAACCAAGGACCAGGAGUCUGACCCAGAGGAGCCCCAGGGGUCUGACCCAGAGGAGCCCCAGGGGUCCGACCCAGAGGAGCCCCAGGGGUCCGAUCCAGAGGAACCCCAGGAGAAUGGAAGUGAGAUGGAGGCAGACCUGCCUUCUCCUUCGAGCUUCACCAUCCAGAAUAGCAGAGCCUUCUCCACCCAUGAGACCUCCCCUACCAGCUAUUCUGCUGAUGAUGUUUCAGAAGGAAAUGAAUCGGCUUCCGCAAGCCCCGAGAUUAACCUCUUUGUGAAGGCUGGAAUCGAUGGGGAAAGCAUUGGCAACUGUCCCUUCUCUCAGCGCCUCUUUAUGAUCCUCUGGCUGAAAGGAGUUGUGUUCAAUGUCACCACGGUGGAUCUGAAAAGAAAGCCUGCUGACCUGCACAACCUCGCCCCUGGUACCCAUCCACCCUUCCUGACGUUCAACGGGGAUGUGAAGACAGACGUCAAUAAGAUCGAGGAGUUCCUGGAGGAGACUUUGACCCCUGAAAAGUACCCCAGGCUGGCUGCGAAACAUCGGGAAUCCAACACGGCAGGCAUCGACAUCUUCGCCAAGUUCUCCGCUUACAUCAAAAACACGAAGCAGCAGAGCAACGCUGCCCUUGAGCGAGGCCUGACCAAGGCUCUGAAGAAGCUGGAUGACUACCUGAACACCCCUCUGCCAGAGGAGAUCGAUGCCGACACUCGCGGGGAUGAUGAAAAGGGCUCCCGGCGCAAGUUCCUGGACGGGGAUGAGUUGACCCUGGCCGACUGCAACCUGUUGCCGAAGCUCCAUGUGGUCAAGAUUGUGGCCAAGAAGUACCGCAACUACGAUUUCCCGGCUGAGAUGACGGGUCUGUGGCGGUACCUCAAGAACGCCUAUGCCCGGGACGAGUUCACCAACACCUGCGCGGCCGACAGCGAGAUCGAGCUGGCCUACGCGGACGUGGCCAAGCGCCUCAGCCGAUCCUGAACUUGGCCGUCUCACCCCAUCGCUGCUGCAGAAGGACUCCUCCUCUCCCUGAGGACUCUGGCUUCACACACUCCUCUUCCAUGCCGCCUCUGGACACUUCUGUCUCCAUCAGGCCACAUCUCACUGGCAUCAUUGGAACCCCCCCUCCCCCCGCCUGCUGGCUUUGACCAAAGUCAGCGCCAGCCCCCUCUGGUCAGACAGGAAUCCUGCAAGCAGAAAUGAGAGAAACGGUCAAGCUGUCAGCCUUUCGGACCUGGACUGGGUUCCAUGUGUUUGGGGUCGGUGCCGGGGGGGAGCCCUGUCUGUGGGAUUGUCACUGGCCCCUUUUGCCAAUAUUGAAAUAUCUCUUCAGAUGCAUUAGAAACCUGCAACAUGCUGUCCUUGUCCACCCUCCUCUUUGUCAGUAACUCCAAGGCCAAACGCCGUCUUAGUUCUUAUUAGAAAGAGGUGCAGGGCUGUGUUAGGGGAGGCGAGAGUGGAUGGGGCAGACGUGAGUCUGGGCACCUGGCAGACACACCUCCAGUCACUCACCACUUUCUGGCACUGUAUCACUUCGGGCACUGAAGGCCAGAUUAGACAACUACUUCAGACAGCCUCAGUUUUCUGCAGGGCUGGGCGCAGUCUGAUGCUAUCACGUACUUGGCUUGAUGCUGAUCUCUAUUCUUAUCUGUCUAGGCCUUGCCAGGAAGGGAAAUUAGCAUGCCAUUCCAAACAGGGGUGACUGGGAAGGGGAGGGGAGGGGAGGAGUGUUGAUGCCAAAAGGCCCGUGGGGUCUACCAGCCAUGGGGUUUGCUUGCUUAUUUCAUUGGGGAUUACAUGCCUGGGUUUGACUAUGUUUAUCCAUGAUUGAAUUUUGGUCUCUGAGAAAGCAGAUGGGAGUGGGGGUGGGUGGGGGGAUGGAUGCACGAGGCUAAGAAGACCUUUGUAUGAGGCUCAGUGUUCCCUGGGAAUCUUUUAGAUAGAUCUUUUCUCUUAUGAUCUAAGUCUCGAACCAGUGAUAUCGUGUAGCUGCCAUCUUCAUAGCAAAAUACCAACAAUUGACCAAAAAUGACUCUCCAGCUUCUUCAAGUUGUUCCUGGAUGUGGGUCUGCUAGUCGGGUGCUCUCUGAUUCAGCUUCAGCCUCUGACAUGCAAGAGAUACAUUUAGGAGGUGGCUUGAUCGUGGAACCUUAGGAAGAAAGUCCAUGGGCCUUUCUGAUUGGGAAACCAUGUGGUUUAAACUCGAAGAAAAAAUACAUAGGCAUCUGGGUAACUUUUCCUACCAUCUGACUCAAAUGCCCAGUGAAAAAGAGGAAGCUGUUUUUUAGCUAAUAUUUCACUCUGUAGUCAUUCUCCUUGAGUUUCACCUCCUUAAAAGCUUACCCUGCCUGAACCCAGGGACCUGUGCAGAGGAAACGAAGAAAAAUGAGCUAGUCAUCAGGUCCCUCUUGCCAUGAAUGCCUUGGGAGAAAGCCCAUCUGCCGCAGACCCUCACUGUCAACAAUCCUUUCUUCUGUGUUGCCUGUUGAUGGAGGCCGAGGCUCCCAAGUGCCCGAAAGUCCCAGGACUUGGCUCGCUGCUCAGUGAUGGCAGGACAGCACGGGGCCUUCCUGUAGAAACAUCACGAGGUUCUAACCCAAGUAACAUCUGGACCUACCUGCCUCCAGGGAUCUCUGGAGAGAAAGGGGAUCCAAUGAUCAGAGCAGAGGGGAAGAAGCAGGGGGUCUCCUUUAGCCCAGGGAGGAAGAUGCCAUUUCUCAGUGGGGCAUCCUAUAAGCCCGAGACCUUUCAUUCAGAAGCAGAGAGAAUUGAUUCAUUUCCUCCUCUAAGGGAACCUUUGCAGGACUCCCUGAUAACUUUGUCCCUGGAGAUGUUUGAAAAGGCGAACUGAUGAGGAAACAGUCCUUCUGACAAUAGGGGAAAGCCCCACGCUGGUCUCAUGGGAGAUGAAAGCUUAAAUGAUCCCAAAGGCCUGUUCAUUAGUGUGAAAUCCUGUUGUCCUCAGAGAUCCUUCCCUGAACAUCACAGCAUAAGAACGAUGAUCUAAGAGGCAGUUGACUUUCCCGAGACCCAGAAAGGUGCUGUUCUUGAGGUAUGCCUGAGAAGCACAGCCAGUGAGCGACAGUGUAAAUGGCAGGAUGCCCAGGCAGAGAAGCUCCCCCAGGCAGAGUAGCACCCGAGGCAGAGUACCUCCCACUGAGGAGUUUUUGAACACUGAGGACACUGGAUAUUCAGAAUCCAGCAUUGGCAAGUCUUUAAACACAGCCUUUAAAAACAAACAAGCCAAACUAAAUCAAUAUUGUUGGUUCUAGCUGUUCCUUCUGUGGUUGACUUAGUUUUACAUCAGUAACCAUGUUAGGGCACAGGGGUGGGGUUGGAGCAGUUAUAUGACCCACCGUAACCAUUUAACAGAGGGAGAGGAGUUAUAGAUGGAUGACAUUUCCUGGUACUCAAUCCAGGAAUAUCUUUUCAUUGCCACAGUAGAUUAUCAUGUGAUGCAACCGACUAUUGAUUUAAAGCUUAAAUGUCUAUGACAGGUUUAUCAGAGUAUUUUUAAAUAACAUUGCCUGAGAUGAUUCUUUUCCAAAGAGAUUUUUCUCCAUAUCCUUCAGUCUCCCUGGGUUUUGGCCAUAACCUUGUCAUGUCAUCUCCCAACCACACUGUGUAAAGGUCCUCUGGUGUCCCCAGAAUCAACUCAGGGAGUAUUGAAGGUCUGCAGUUUGACCCUGAACUCCAGAGUGUUGAGAUGGGAAAUGGCCCUGUUAUUCGUCUGGCAUGCAUAUCAAUACCUCAAAAAGCAUCUCAGUGGCAGUAAGAGGGGAUUUACCUGGGUUGAGAUUCUAUUUUACUAUAGAUUUAUUUCUUUCCUUUGGUUUUCACAUCACUUUUUUUUUUUUUGGUGGGUUGGCAUAGUGUGAGGCAGAGGGAGAAAUAAGAAUCACAUUCAGAACAAUUGUGUUGAAUUUACCCAUCUUCUCAGUUCUGCCUGCCUCUCAGGUUGCCCUGAGAGGGUGUAUUGGAUAAGAUUUUAACAGCUAUAAAAGAUGAGCUGGAUCAGUAAAAUCCAGGCUGGUCCAGCACAUAGUUCCUUCUGUUGUGCACCUUUAUUACCUGACACUUCAGAAUCACCGGUAUGAGUUUGGCUGUCUUGUUUUGAACAAACAAUACAGUUACCUGGCACCAAGCUCAUGAGUUGAAAAGUGAAACCCACACUCCAUUGGUCUGUUUGACCACAGGUCUCAAACUAGUUUCGUCUUCCCAAGAAAUGACACUGUCUUCAGUGUUCACUUAUCUUGCUGGUGGGGCCAUGGAAAUGCUUGAUCUUUUCAUUAGAAAGAGGCCAUGCCAAGAAGGAGUUUUCCUGAGCUGAAUUUUCUAGCAUUUGUCAAAUGAAACAACGGAAAUGCUUCGUAACACCUGUACCCACUGGCUGCUCUGCAGAAAGACAAGACCAAGCAUCUUAGAAUUGUUGUACAAUGGAUCACAUCUGGAAUGGACCCUGAAGAUCUAAGAUCCUAGAAAUCAGCAAGGUUCGGACAAACAGAAUGAAAAAGGAGGCAGUGUCAGGAAGAUACAGGUCUACCUAGUAAGUUUUCCAUCAGGAGAAAACAGUGAGAGUUUGUGUCUGAAAUUAAGUUGGUCUAGGGGCAGGGGACAUCCAGUACAUAGGUCUUUGACUCCUAUUUCCAAGGGCCAGGAAGCCAGUUCAGCAGCAGAGGGAACCAAGAUGCUGGUGACUUCUCCUUGGAAUGAGCAGCAUUAACCCAUGAUUGAUUCCCAAGGGAUCACUUCCUUUUUUUAAUAAUAACAUUUAAAAGCCUCUGGAACAUUAGAAAAAGAAGUGUGAGUGGGAAGCAUCCUGGUUCUGAUGUGAGGCCCGAACUGUUCACAUCUUGGCUUUGGGACCCUCCUAGCACACACGGCCCAUUGGUUUCUACCCACAGCUCUUGGUGUGUAAUCCAAACAACACAUGCCCUCCUAUGAAUGCAUCAUCCUCUCCCUUUGUCAUUGUUCUCCUCCCAGCUUAGUUUCAGGAUCCUUUCAUUUUGUGAUUAGGUAUGAUCCAAAGUGUGCAUAGUCUUACUUAAUGUUACUUAAGGAAAUGGAUCCAACGUUCCCCUCCUCAACCAAAAAGAAAAUUAAAAUUGCCUCACUGUAGAGCUUGGGUUAAUCUAUUUCUAUAAAAGCAAUCUUUUUUUUUGGCAACAUAUAAUUUUAAGGAUACAGUCAUCUAUGGUAUUUAUGUAUAGACAUUUUGCAAUAUUGACUAUGCAUAUGCUUAAAAUAUAAAGUAUCUGACUGAUGUUUGAACUUGUCUUUCUUUCCUGACCACCUGGCUAUCCCAUUUUAUAAGCUGGAGAGUUAACUAAUUUAGCAAAGAAGCCUAGCUUUUAUAAAAGAUCAAACAUUUCACUUUAUAAAAACACUCCCAAUGAUGGUCACUUGAUUUUUCUCAAGACCUUUAACUGUGGUGAUAAAAUAACAGGACUUGCUUUCAAGCCUUAAUAAUGUAAAAUUCCUUUUUAAUGAAAACAUUACUGAGUGUUUUCCUCAUGAAUCUGAACCAGUUAUAAAUUUGUUUUCCGGUCUUGAUUGGUAUUGACUAAUUCAAAUAAAGUUGGUUUAUUUUCAAAUAGUA